UUGCUGUAGCCUGUUGCUGGUUGUGCAGAGCACGUUAUCGCUUUGAACUGAUGCACGGCUGUGGUAUGAUUUCGAGGCUUUUUCGUGUGUCUUUACUCUUAUGCAAAAUACCAACAACACCAUUUCUAAGUAAACGUUUCUAACCGUACAGAAAGGAGUAUCUCUUAACCUCGUUUUUGCGAAUUUUGCGCUUUGUACACAUUACUUCAAAGCUUCAUUUUUUCUCUCUACUUUAAUAGAAACUGUUUGGCUUGUUUUCCCUCUUUAACCCUAUAAUAAAUAUGUGGCAAAUACCCCACUUAUGUAUACCCUCAAUUCUGGCUACUCAGGUCUAGCAGGUUGAAGUGGAAGUUAUGCUUGAUUGGAUAAUUUUUGCCAACCCUCUAUGCGCUCUCCGUCUGUGCAGAUGGUCAUUCAAACAUGUACAUGUCAGGCAACGUACUGAAACACGAUCUUCCUCCUAACCAUGCAAUUAUCAAAUGACCAUUUGUUACAGGCUAUACUCUUCUUACUUCGCUUCGCCAACUGCACACUGUCAGUUUAGACUCGUUAACAACAACGGAAAAAAGUGUCGACGACAAUAACCGAAUGGAAGAUACGAUUUUGGAGGUUCAAAAUGGCAAUUAAAUUCAACACUCAGAUGACGAUUUGCACCCUUAAAAUGUAAAUGGAUCUUUUAUCACUUGAAAGCAACAUUAACAAAAAAUAAAAUAAGUUGUUAAUAGUUCACAUUUAACUACCAUUUCUUUGAAAGGAAAUAUAUUAUGGCAUUGCUCAUCCCGCACUGAACGUCACUAUUUAACACUUAUUUAUUGAUGUUUUGCGAUAAACGAACUUUUAAUUUUCGAAACUCAUUAAACAGACUAUACGCUAUACACUAUACACUAUACACUAAACUAUACACAAGAUCCAAGGGUAAGGUGGAGCAAUUGGAAAAAAAGUCUGGCAAAAUUUUCAAAGGCACAUACACUACGAUACGACUGGGCAACAAAAUAACCAAGGGAAUGGCCACACAAAUGGCAACGUCAUCAAAACUAAACCGUUUGCUUCGGUCAAUUUUGCAAAAUUGCAUGAAAACAAAAAAAGAGAAGAGCACAAACAAAUCCGAAUCUACUGCGUUUUUCUUUACUCAACAACGCUCUAUGAACAUUAACUAGGGAAGGGAAAUGAAAAAUGUACGAUAAGAGUAAAUUUCCAAGAAAAAACUAUUGUUUGGUUACCUUACAGCCGAAAAAAAAUCCUGGAUCCUUGUACACCGGGCAUGCAUGAUGCUACCUUUGGUGGCAUUUAAAUCUUUCAUCCAAACCUAGAGAAGUGUUCCCCCACCCUUAAUUAUGCGUUUUUGCAAAACGGCGAUCGUGGUUUAUAAUAAAGCUACGCAUAAUAACAGGGUAAAGAUCGCCAAAUGGACGAACGCCAUUGUGACUAGACUAACGGGAGACUCCCGCAACUCUGCUCUCCGCAAAAUGUUGAUGGAUGACGUGUCUUUUUUGAAGAAGUGUUGUGCUUGCCGCUUGCCGAUCGUGCAGGAAAAACAUGCCAUUCUGAUUUUGAUUCAUAGAGUGUGACUCAACGAAUAUUUCGAGAAGGUAUAAAACGAUUAACGUUAGGAAUUUCACAACCAUGUGUUAACACAACCAUAAUUCAUUUUUACCUAAGUUUGUUUGUUUCAAGUACUCCAAAUGUAUCGUAAUAUGAACGAAAUUGCCAUACUCACUGAAAUUUGGAUUUCUGAGAUUAAUAAUUGUUUUUGAUGUUAUUUAAGAAGGCGAAAAAUGCAAGACUUUCCCAAAUUUGUCAACACUGCCUUCCGAAACGCAUUUGCAUAAACGAUGUUGAGGGGGAUUUUUCGUAGCACUAACAGCAACGGACGGAGCGAUUGAAUGAUGAAAUAUUGCCUAAAUGUGCUACAUAUCACGCCACUUUCUCUCGCAUUUCAUCAGCUAAUGUUUCGCAUUUAUUCUCUGUUUAUUUAAACCCAACGCAUUUAUAUCCAUCAUUUACAUCAUAUAAAAAGCGUAUUAUAAUUUAAAUAUAACCAAUAUGUUACCAAUAACACUCUGUGCAACGCAGUGAACCUCCAAAUCUUCUUUCUUUACAUGUUCUCAGAAAAGAAAAAGAAACAAAAAAAAAAACAAGCCACAAAUAACUAACUACGAAACGUGUUCACCGAAAUUCGAUUCAUGCUACCGGUAUUGCGGAUAACCCUCAACCAUCUUGGGUGAGGAACGGAACGCAUGAUAGCGCCACGAUCGUUUUUAUUCAUAUAUAACCUCUCCGCCCUGUGAGUGUAACGAAGGCUACCCUAGGAGACACCCGCCACAAAAAGGGAAGUCGCGAGCAACAAAACUUACAAGGCAGGUCUCCUGCAGUACCAGCAUGAUCGUUCGUCAGUCGGCCGUUUCCAACCACACGGCCUACUUUGCUAUGCUGUGCAGACGAAUAGGACACGGAUCUACGCAUGAUUAUGUGUCAUGAUUUUUUCACCGUUUUUUUGUUUUGCUUCUUUUUUGUUGUCUAUCCCACUGGCACGCAUUUUAGAACAGAAGCUUGGGGGGCCGAUAAAGACCGAGCGUCGGUUUCACGGCAGUGCUGCCAAUAUCAACCUCUCCAUCGGUGUUGCCCGUUCGCGUUCGAUCGCAACGAAACCGGUCCUCCGCGCAAAGAGUAGCCAAUCCAAAGCACACCAUGAUCGCGAUCUCACAGGUAAACUUAAGCGUGGGAAACGAACGUGAACGCAAGAAGCUCCUACCAUUCGCCCAACAGACUUCGCCUCGCUACGUUCCAGCACCAAUCUACGACACAUGGGAAAGCUAAGGAAUUCCACGCAUACGCGUGCAGAGGAAAGCCCACUGGAAGGCACUCAGUCACUCAUGGAUGUAUACGCACAACACAAAACAGAACCGGAGUGUAGCUGUCUCGCUCGAACACACACGUGCUCUUCGGCGGGCUGUGUUCGCUCGUUUAAGGGAUGAUGUGUGUGUGUGUGCGUGUGUGCCAGAGUUACCACUACAACCAGCGAUGACGCGCGUCCCCCUAGUAGAGAUGCGGUCGCUUCCACGACGAACUUUUCAGCACGCUGCAUUCAAUUCCAAAGAGUCCGCCAUCCAGUGUGGAAUGGAUUUCGCUGCCCCGGUUCGAACAUGAUCGAGUAGCAAGAGAUCACAUCUCAUUUUUGUUGUUGUUGUUGUCUACUGCCGCAGCUAUUAGCGCCGACUGCUGCUUUCGCGCUCGCGAUCGGUGUGCUUGCGUUUGCGUUUGCGUUUAUGUGUCUGUAUAUGUGUACCUGUUCGUGUGUAAUGUGUGGUGUGUCUGUGUGUAUGUAUGAGCGUGCGUUUAUGUGAUCUCCGGAGAACCGCGCUGUGUCUGUGUCCACGAUCUUCGGCACCCUCGAAAGCCACGAAAGGCCGCGGAAUCUUUUACUGAAGUGAAACUGUUCAGCAUAUUAAAUCUCGUCGUGUACACAAUUUCUUUUUUGUUUGUUGCCGCCGUCUUUGUCGUCGCUUGUGCAUUAGAAGUAGGUAAACGUUCGAGCCGUCAAGCGUAUCCGUGCCACAUCUGUCUUUCUGUCUGUCUGCUAGUGCGUCGUCUUUGCUACGAAUUUUUCUCUCGUAUUUUAAUGUUGCUCUGUGUGCUGGGAUCUCGUCCCCCUGCCAAGAGCAUUGGACGAGUCUGUAUAGAACAAGCAAACACAGCACGCAUGGAAAAAACAACAUACAUUCGCGCACAUGUGCUUCCAGUUGUUUUAAAUAAAGUCGGGCAAACAAAAAAAAACACAUAACAUCCAGCAGCUAGUGCAUCAUCAACACUGUGUUUUCAUCGCAGAAAACCCAAAGAUAUGAUUUGAAGUGUGACAGAAAUGCUGUAGCUGCUGUAGCUAUAAAACGCCUGUGUAUGUGCUAUUUCAUAUGGAGAAACAUUUAUCAUUUUUAACGGUACCGGAACAGCAAGUGAACUGGAAAGCUAGCCUAACAGCAACAUUCUGUAUUUUUUGAAGGCCAAAAACGAUGAGCUUCAUUCAUACGUUCUACUGCACUGUCUGUACAUUCAGGUUUAUGGCAUAGCAGAUUUAUUUAUGAGACGUUUUGUCAUUUACAAAUAUCAAACAAGUGAUAAUUUACUACCCGUUUAAAGUAAACGCCCGGAAACUGGGAUUAUGUUAAGGUGCUCUCUAAAAAAUAUGCCUUUUUAAUAUCGUUUUUGAUGCAUAAAAUUUCAAAGAUAUAACAGUGGACGUGAUAGUGUUUGACAGUGCGUUUGUAUACGAAAGCUAUAACUGCAUCGACAACCUACAGUCGCAGCGUGCAUGCAGCUGGUAACCAAAAGUAAAUAAGAUACCGGUGCCAACGAUGAACAUCCGGUUCUUCGCAAGUGAACAAACAAAAAUGUAGAACUGACGAACAGCAAUACAUGGAUGGAAUAAAUAUGCCGUCAAGACUAUUUCAGGUCAAUUACCAACAAUUUGCUGUUACCGUGGACAAACUUUACAAUCCGCUUCCAGAGGAAGACGAUUCAACAGCACCACCAUUAUUGGGUUAACAUAAUGGGAUAAGAUUUCUCUGUGAGACAUUCGGAAUAUUGCGAUAAUGUUUUAACAUUUUACCUGCCCUUCAAACAACGCAUUUCCUAUUUCUUCUUUCCAUUAAACCAUACAUUUUACCAAUACACAAGCGCGUUGUAAAUAUGAACUGUUAGGGGAAACUAUACCUAAACAACCAGACGCGUCAUGACACGACCCUUCAGAAAAUGUACCCUUCAUUACAAACCGAAAAUAGACACACACACAUACACAUCUAACAUUCAACGUACAAGGACGAUUCUGAACUGGUCCGAAAUUCAAAGGACUCAAACGAAGAGUAAAGCGAGUACCUACAUCAGUAUGAUACUGAUGCGUCGCUAGUUACACUCUCAGCACAAUAUGCCGUUUGUAGGUUUCGUUGAUGUUUCGACAAAAUUCGAAGGGUAGAAUGGUUUUUUUGCCAGGAAUGUAAUGACCAGGAAGCGAUACGCCUGCGUUGAUGUUGACUUGUUUCAUUGACUAUUUAGCGCUGCAACUAUAAGCAACCAAUGUUGCAAUGUUGCUGACGUAUUAGUUAAUAAAUCUGUACAGUGUUCUGUACACCUUCUCAAAUAUGUUGAAACACUGGAAACUUCUCAAAGUAUCUUGGAUCAUGCAAAUCAUAAAUGGUAAUUAUGCAUAAAAAUACAGUGAAACGCACUUCAGUGUUGUUGUGUGUUCAAUUUUUUUCGUCUAAGUGGAAUGCUAAGGUUAAUUUCUGUGGGUCAAUCAUCGGUUCCUACCCUGAUAGUUCCGCCCUACAAAUAAAUCCUAACUCAUCCCAAUCAUGUGUGGGCACAUGAUUGCAACAGCAAGAUGAAAAAUGCAUCAUUCUGCUGGUAAUAAAUUGGAUGCCAACAAUAAUCCUACAUCAUUUACGCACACUCCGUACGGUAUAUUACAGUUAGUUUACUUCAUUCUUUAAAGUUAUGUGAAGUUUGUCACGUACAACCAGGCAUUCGUUUUGUUGCUAUUUAUUUGAUAUAAGGCUCUGCACACCCCUAUCUAGCAACCUACAUCCAACACGAUGUUUUUUUUCGUCUAUGGCAAUAGCCACACUGCAACGGUAACAACACUGGUCGAUUUAUCUUGUUGUCUCUUGUCAAUACGCAAAUGACACUUUCUAGCUAACUAGUGCAACAACACUGAAAGCACUGCUGGUUUGCACUUUUCAUCACAUAUAGGGGUUUCUUUUUAAUUACACACCAUUUCUAGCAUUAUCAUACCCUAACUCACCUAGUUAUUUACGGUUGAUUAACGUUCAAGAAGUGGAGUAAUUAUCACGGACAAGAUUCCUCCAGCAACCCGCUUGGUUUCAGCUUUCAACAAGCAUAAAUCCAAAGCAAAUGCCAGCGCCGCUUAAAACAGACUAUUAUGUCGUUGACUCGCGAAAAGGUGUCACUGAAGUACAAAAAAAAAUUGCUGAUUCUCAUUUUCACACAUGCCACAACCGAUGGUAUGUUUUUUUUGUGUCGGCUCAAAUGGGAUUUAUAGGGAAGUAGGAAUUUGAUUUUACUCAUAAAUUUCGAAAGCAAUGAAUUAUAAAAGUUGUGUUUCUUUAGUUUUAAAAUAUAACUUUGAACACGAGGGUAUCUUGCGUCGUUCCUUUUAAGAUUAUAGUUUACUUAACUUACACGAAUAAAAGCCCUGAAUCGAACGGGGGUUUCCACUUGUUAAAUAAAUGUAACUUUAAAUUAUAUUCAUCAACAAACAUAAUCUUUAUCCCUACCUCUCCGAGAUCAUAUGACUUGCACACACAUGGGCAAGAUUUUGUUAGCGUCGUUUGUCGCUUUUGGUGCAUCGGAACAGAGCGUGAUCGUUGUAGUUGUCGUCAACUCUCUGCAACUCUCUGCAGUGGUCGACCCUGUACAUGAUGCUGCAAGACUUUGGUAACCAACCGCUAAACGAGUUUGUCGUUCAACAUCUCUUUAUGCAUUACGCCCGAACGAACAGGGCUCUGGCCCGUGAGUAAACGCAUAAAAAUGCGUUGAGCAAAUUGAUCUGCUAGGUUUGCACGAUCAUUUCCUUUAUGCAUACAUAAAGCAGACAAAACGGUUAAAAAUUCUGAGCUGUAUAUAAAAUGAGGGAACAAUUGGAAAACGACAACAGUUGCGUCAAUUUCAGUAUCCUCACUAGAACUAAACUGAUUCAUCACAAAGAAAGAGUUGGAACUUUGAUCUUUUGCUGCUGAUUGUGCUGCUACUAUUCCGGUUUUAUGCGCAGAGGAUCGCGGGAUGCAUUCGCUCAAAAGACCAUAGAUGUAUCGGCAUGGCAACAAAGAGCAGUGCGCUCUUCCCGUGUUGCGUUCCAUGCGCUCUGCUGUCUUUCAAGCUCAGCACCCAGGCACGGAAUGCGAUGGAAGGAGUCGCAAACACAAACAGCAGAAAUGAUUUAUCGUUACAGCAGCGCCGUGUGUUCCAAGUAGGAAAAAAACUGCGGCUUCUCAAUUCCGUUCAGAUAUGAUGUCGAACGAACGAAAAAUGCCGCAGCAUUGGAAACGUAGGAAGGAACGAUCGAUAAAUGAACGAACAAAGAGAAAGAACGAAAGCAUGGAGAGGAAAGUAAGGUACAGAGAUGUACGAGGAAAAGAAAACAUAAGACAUACCAAGCGAAGGUAAAGUUCUUCCUUCGACGGCAAAGGCAACGAAGAAGCACUGCAGUGUGGGGUCGACGGACGCCAUAUUGUCAUGUUUUACGAUCGAGAGCUCGUGUCGGUUGAGAAUAAAUUUGAGCCAUCUAACGUUAAACAUUGGAAAAAGAGCAGACCUCGAAAUGGUCUUAUUUAUACUGAACUUAUCCAUCGCGUUGUAAGUUUGUUUAUAAACUGCAAAACAUUCCAUGCCAUUUAUUGUUAAUCGUAACAUACUACCGUCAAACCUUCAAGGCACUGUUAUGACAUUGCGGCAAAGCCUUUCGUCUUGAACGAUAACCUUUUAUAGUCCUUCGCUUGUAGGUUUUCUUAUCAAACACAACAAGAAUCGAAUGUAAAGAUCAUCUCAUCUUAUUUUAAAACGUCUGAACGUUUGAAACUAAUGACUUUAAUAAAUUCCUAACCCCGAAAACCAUACAUCCAUUCUUAUCAGCGUUAGUACCAUCUUUUAAAUUGUAUAUUUUCAGCCAAACCCAAAAGCCUUACAUCAUUAUGCACAUGAAACAAUGCUUCAUUCUGUAGCAAACCCAAAGGAAUUGUGCUUAUCAGUGAAAUUAUCACUAAAACUUUACAACCAUUUCCCGACCCAGCUCGAAACGGAAAUUUCCAUUUCCUGUAUCCACAGUGCAAAUUUGGGCGCAUGCUACGUUACAGAAUCAAAAUUUCUUCAUUUUCUCGCAUUACCCAUUUGCAUUGAGUAUACUGCAUUUAGUUUGCCCUUGCCCUUGCAUGAAACGAACAAAACACUUCAUUCGUUUCCCGUUGUCUGUCUUAUUUAACUCAGCAAAUUCGCUUCGUAUGUAUCGUUACCGACUAAUUAACGAUGACACCAAUGGGAAAAAACUGAUAAGCGUUUCAUUCAUCGCGACCAGCGAUCAUGUUUCUCAUUGCGCGCUUCAACACAAUAGCGAAAUAGCGAAAAUUUAUUACAUCCACCUUGUUUGCUGAACAGAAAACCACGUGCUGAAUGGUUCUACAGCAUUGCACAGCACAGCUUUGGGUGCGUCUUUUUCGCGAUACCCCACAAAUAGUGUCAUGUGUCGCCGGACAUAUAAAGCUGUGCUGAGUGAUCUACAACAUCACAUGGAGAACGCAUUGCUAGAGUCGUCGUUUUUGUGCUUCUCUUUCACGCACAUCCGUUCAGGACACGGUGGUACAAUUAAAAACGUGCCAAAUAAUCGUGAGAGCCUCAUUAUCAACACAAAUGGUUUCAACAACAGCGAAAAAAAAGUGCUAUGUUGGAUUCGCAAAACGAGAGCACCUCAGCAUGUGUGGAGUGGUAGUUCAUCAACACUUCAGCACUUCAAAAAAAAUUCGAAAAGUGAUCGUGACUGGACGGUGAUAGCUUUUGUAAACGUACCACCAUACGAUUCAAACACUACGAUCCUUUUUUUGUUGAAAUACUUUUGAGUGCCAUCGCGCAUGUGUGUAUUACGUUGCGCAAUGUUUAUGUGCUAUUCAAAUUUGAACGAAACGUAAACGUAUGGCAAUCUAAAUGGGAAACAAAUAUUUGGUCAACUACUCUUAGCACUUUUUUUUGGAGAGUAUUGCUUUUAAAAUUUAACACAAAAAUGUUGCCAUAUUUAUUGUGGUACAGUCCAAGAAGAAUGCGAAAUGUUUAUUUCAAGCGAAGAUUGAAAGGAAAUUUAGAAUUUUAAUUCAUUCGUUUCACGACCAGUCAAAUUUAAAAACAGUCUAUUUCACUUGCAUCAACAACAAUGUCAACUGCUUCUGUCGCUUUAAUUAUUAAUAUUAUUGAAAUGAAUUGCUGUUGGAAAACAAAUUUACAUUUUUAUUAAUCAAACAAUCAGCAACACCAGAUUAAUCCUGCUUAGUGAUAUAUUUCAUUUGGUUGUAUAUAUUUUUGUGUUAUCCUACUUAUUUGUUUCUCCCAUACUAGUAUUCAAAAGAACCCCUGAAUAGCGUCACUUGCAAGAGCAGGUUGUUUCGUUGUUUUUGUGCUUCUGAUAACGUAACUUCAAAUUUAAAACCCAACCACAGCGACAACCGCAAAUGUGCUGAACCCAUAACAAACCCGUUGCAUCAGAAUUAAUAUGCAAUACGAAACCACGUUACUCCCCUAAGUUCGUUCGCGCAACAGUCAGGUGUGCUAUUCCGCAGCCCUAUACAACAAAGUGAAGUGUCACGAUGACACUUGACAGAAGUAAGCGUCCACGAUCGUAUGCACAGCUGCCAAACGCAAUUACCCGUGAUUCCACGUGAUUUUGUAUGGGGCUGGGGUUUGAAUUGGAUUAGAGCAGAACUGCAUUCAACCUUGGGUGAUGGAUUGAUCUGAUGAAACAAUGAAUUUGACAUUGAAGGUGCCGCUGCAUUUUGCGCUGUCAGUUAGAUCCAGCACAGCUAUUUUAACAGGCAACAUUGAUCGAUUCUUUCGAAUCCAGGCUCAAAACAACAUUAAAGAUCAACCAUGGCUGUGUUUGGACUCGUCUCAGCCGUGGCUGGGUUCGUGAAGGUGCGAUACCUGCAGGAUAAGGCCAUUAUUGAUAAUAUGGUGUUCCGGUGUCACUAUCGCAUAACCAGUGCGAUCCUAUUUGCGUGCUGUAUUAUCGUAACUGCUAACAAUUUGAUUGGCGAUCCGAUAUCCUGCAUAAACGAUGGAGCCAUUCCCGGGCACGUGAUUAACACCUACUGUUGGAUCACAUACACGUUCACAUUGCCCGGUCAGCAUGGACGCAGGAUGGGCACGGAAGUGGCCCAUUCUGGUCUCGGCAAUGACAAUCAGGAACGAACGUACCACAGUUACUACCAGUGGGUGCCGUUCAUGCUGUUCUUCCAGGGACUUUUGUUCUACGUGCCACACUGGAUCUGGAAAAACUGGGAAGAGGGUCGCAUGCGUAUGAUCACCGAAGGAAUGCGAGGUGUUUCAACAGCAAGUCCUGCAGAGCGCAAAGCGCGUCAUGAUCGUUUAGCACAAUAUCUGUAUGACAGUGCCAACACGCAUAACACAUAUUCAUUCGGUUAUUUCGUUUGCGAAGCACUCAAUUUCAUUAAUGUGGUGGGCAACAUUUUCUUUGUGGACAAGUUUUUGGGUGGUGCUUUCUUAACCUACGGUUCAGAUGUACUAAGGUUCUCUAAUAUGAACCAAGAAAAUCGUUCCGAUCCUAUGAUCGAGAUAUUCCCAAGAGUGACUAAGUGUACGUUCCACAAAUAUGGUUCUUCAGGUAGCAUUCAGAAGCAUGACGCACUCUGCGUACUGGCUCUCAACAUUUUGAAUGAAAAGAUUUACAUUUUUCUAUGGUUCUGGUUCAUUAUUCUUGCGGUUGCCUCCGGUUUAGCCAUCGUUUAUUCUGCUGCUAUCGUCAUGAUGCCGACGACGCGAGAAGCUGUACUGCGACGCCGCUUCCGCAAAGCAGAUCCUGGUGAUGUUUGCAAUCUUAUUCGUCGUGUGCAGAUCGGUGAUUUCCUCAUGAUUCACCUACUUGGCCAAAAUCUCAAUGUUACCUCGUACGGUGAGAUGCUGCACUCUUUUAUCAACAUGCUGGACGAGGGUCGACCAAUCUCGGGUGAUACUCCUUCGGCCCCAUCGACGCUCGAAAUGGCUCCCAUGUAUCCGGCGAUCGAGAAAUACGACAAGGAAAAGGAGGUAUUGCAUCAGGACUACGAAGCUUAAAUAAUGCCUGUCUUCAGUAGUGCGUGAGAAAACGUGAUCAGAAAGUUACGCUAGAGCUACGUAUAUUCGACAAGUAAGAUUCUGCUGAACUCCGCGUCUACAACGGUGUAAACGAAGAUGUUGUAGUUUAAGGAAACAAGAUCAAUCAAGCUACUUCUCAAUUUUAAAUUUAAAGUAAUCAUCCUAAACACAACGUAAGAUUAAACUAAGUUGUGGGAAUAAUCAUUGCCGAUGGUGUUUUGGCAAGGUUUGCCAGAUUCAUUAUUGAGGUUAGCGUAGCGAUUGUAUUAAAAAAGUAAGGAAUAUAAGGCAAACAAUAAUGCGCAUUUUAAUGAUUUAUAUCAGAAUGGUGAAACAUUACCCACAGUGGAAUAUUUCUCCUUCCGAUAAAUAAGUUAAUAAGGUAGAACAAGCAACAGAAGACUGUCAUGUGGUGUACUAUGUGUUUAAUUUUUUUUAGUAUCCAGCUAUACGCAAGGCUAACAUUUAUUUUAUCAAUUUUUAAAUAAUUUUUUUGAGCAACGUCCAAAUUAUAGCAUUUUUGCAAUCGUAAGAAAUAAAGCAGAAUAUUAAUAUCAAUAGAAAAUUAAUCUCUCGUUUUCGGUAGGAUUCGGUUAUGCAUAUCGACGGCAAUAUAAAAUUCACUCAACAUGAAAUAAAUUAAUCUUACAUCCAAUGCCAUAGUAAAACAAGUCCUGUAACGCAUACUGUAAGCAUAAAAGACCAUACACAUAAACGAUUUUAUAACAGCAUUCACAGUAGAGAUAAUAUGUACCCAUGUAGGAAUAAUCGAAAUUCAAAAACCAAUCAUUUUAAGCAUAAGAAAUUUUGAUCUUUGCGAUGAACACUCAAAAUGUAGAUUUUAGACACAUUUUAUCUCAUUGAAAACCGUAAACAAACUGCCUUACGAUAAACAUAAGCACUGUUUAAAAUUUGUUACAAUUGUAGAUCUUCAGUACAUAUGUAUCAUACUGAAUAGGCACACAGUAAGAUAACAUGUUCACUUCAAUAAUUUUCACAGACUUCGUACUCGGAUAAAAUAACGCCAUUUCACUACAAUCAAUACAAGAGCUGAAACAUUUUUCGUCAUUGUUAGAGUAUUAUUGCCCAUUUCGUAGUUUCGAUGCGGUACGAACUAAUACGAUUCAUUCAGUAUAUUUGGUUAGGAACGAUGUGUUACAUUCCGUACUUCUAGAGUACCCUCAGUCAAGGAAAGUAGAAUUGAAAAUAAACUCCUCGCCUGACAAAUCUCGACAACACUGUUAUGGCAGCAUUAAUUAAAAAUACUUUUAGGAUUUUUAGAUAGUCACAUCAGUCAAAAGUACAGUCGCUUCUGUAGAAAAAAUGAAACAUUUGUGUUUAGCGUAUGGUCACUAAUGCAAUGAAAAACGUAAGCAAUAACCUACGAACAGAAACUUUGGCAAGUAAUUUAUAUAUUAUAUGCUUGCCCACAUGGUCAUCUGCUGAACAAAUCAUCAAAUUGACCGAAGAUGUAAUGAUUUGUUCAUACACAGGGUCAAAAAGGAACGUGAAGUAGGAAAGAUCAAGAAUGAGCGCAAACAAUUUUGCAUACUCUAAUUGUGAUUACUUUGAUAAAAUUAAGAGAAAAAACUAAUAAAGCUUAUCUAGGUUUUGAAUA
This is a messenger RNA of Anopheles funestus (African malaria mosquito), 12478 nucleotides long. RefSeq names its product innexin inx3. The transcript has 6 exons. NCBI's taxonomy places the organism in Eukaryota, Metazoa, Arthropoda, Insecta, Diptera, Culicidae. The record is from RefSeq and is a predicted model, not a curated record. Gene Ontology annotation, molecular function: gap junction channel activity. Gene Ontology annotation, cellular component: gap junction; plasma membrane. Gene Ontology annotation, biological process: phototransduction. Bases 9637 to 10839 code for a protein of 400 amino acids.